UUUAUGGCAAACGUGACUUUUUUACUUACUUACUUUAGUUACUUCUCUCCGUUUGUAUUGGCUUGGUUUACUGUACUUUUGUUUGCAUUUUGGUUGUUGAUUGGAUAUUUUCAACCUUUGAACCUUGAAAGUUUUGAUAAGUUUUGGAUUUUUGUUCUGUUGCAAAAUCAUCAAGGUUUCAACAUUGAUGGAUGAUUCGAAUCAAUUUUCAAUACAGGAACGUAUUGCAUGUUGUUUUUGGUUUGAUCAAUCAAGAUCAACCGAUUUGGUACAGGAAAAAUUUCAACAACGUUUUCAUAAUAAUCAUGGAAAAAAAUCAUCAACAACAACAACAACAACAAAACCAUUGCCAUUACCAAGUCGACAAUCAAUACGUUUAUGGUAUCAACGUUUUAUUAAAACUGGUUGUCUUAUACAUGAUGAUAAUGGUAAUUUAGAUCAACAGAUCAAUUCAAUGGCUAAUCAUAAUGAUGAUAAUUUAACCGAUUCGAUCGACGAUGAAGAUUCAUUCAUCAAGAUGAAUAACUGUAACCAUCAUCAGCAUUCGAAUGGAAAUGAUUCGAAUGUUAUUGAAAAGAAUUCGAAUGGAGCAGAAGCAGUAAAACUUUCCGGUAAAAUGGUAAAACGAAAAAUUGGUCGACCAAGAAAAAAAUUACAUCAUAAAACAAUACUUAAAUCAAAACGAUCAACAACAACGGCAAAAAAUCAACAACAACCAGCGAAACCGACAACAAAUUCUCGAUUAAGAUCAACAAAAUGAUGGUGGUGAUGGUGGUUAACACGAUAAUAAUCAGGGAUCUCGAAUAUUUCUUUUUUUAUUCAACGAUUUUUUCUUUUUUUUUUUGUAUUUCUAUGAGGAAAUUUGUCUUAAUUUUUCUUCUUGUUUCGGUGAUG
Dermatophagoides pteronyssinus (European house dust mite) is the source of this 894-nucleotide messenger RNA. RefSeq lists its product as uncharacterized. The record is from RefSeq and is a predicted model, not a curated record. NCBI's taxonomy places the organism in Eukaryota, Metazoa, Arthropoda, Arachnida, Sarcoptiformes, Pyroglyphidae.